UUUUGUUAGACUUCGUGUGAAUUGUUUAGUUCAAAACAAAAGUACAGUAUGAUGUUCAAGAUAUUGAUGUGUUGUAUAUGAAGGAACAAAAUCCAAAUGAUAAAAUAAUGUGAGUUGAGAGGACUCAACGUAAAUCAGAAAGGAAAAUGGAUAAAUGAAGAUUUAUUUGACACAGAAACUAGGAUAAUUAGCUUUUAAUAUACUCAGUCUUUUCAAUAUGAAUUUAUGUCAGAUUUGUUAAUAGCGUAAAUUUUGGAAAACGAUAACUUAGUCAAACCACAACUGAAUAAAUCAAAGCUCUUCACGUGAGAAUGAAUAUCGCAAUUACUUAAGAUUUGUUAAAUUAUGAUUUUGCUGCUUUGAUGGAAAGGUCUUGUAUCAUGUUUAUUUGAAUGUUCAACUAGUUCUGAUGUAAAACUGACAAAAUGAAUGUCAAUUCUUGAGAAUACUGUAAACUUCCACCAGGCUAUGGAAAUAGCAACAUGAUUUACGAAUGUCCUAUUUCAAUUAUAAUUUGAUAGGGACAUUUGUGAACAAAGAAUUUAGUGACUUUUUAAAAUGAUAACUUUCGCGUUCAGUCAAUUUCGAUGCCAAAUUAAAUAUUGAAGCUCGGGAUGGAAACAUGUGCUUUGAUAUACCUUUAAUCUGAAGUACAUGUCACCUAUUUACCAAUUAUCACGCGUUGAAAAAUACCAAAGCUGGAAAAAACCGAUUUAAUCGUUUAUUGACGGGCUUGGCUCCAGAGUUAAUAAUACGAUUAUGGUUCAUUCAUCAGUGUUAAGAUAAUAAUCUCUGAAGUGUGGUAAGAUUAUAUAUAUACAUAAUCUGGUAUAUUUCCGGACCUUUUGAUUUAGUGUUUAGCAUUUUCUUUAGAAGUUAUAGUAAAUUUAUUUCUUCCAUUCAACUUUCGACUACGUUUAGACAAAUAUUCAGAUGUAAUUUGCAAUGUGGUCUAUCAAUAUGAAAAUAUAGACGUUAAUUCUUUGAGAACUAUUUUUAAAAAGUUUGAAUAAUUUAUCAAACGCGAAAUUUACUGACAGCUUUUAAUAAUUAUAAUGGUGGCCAGCAUUGGCAUUCAUUCAUUACGAACACUAGGAUCCAGGGACAUCGAGAUAACGUCUUAAAUAAAGCGAAACAAACAUCGCGGGUUUCACUGUUAACCACCAUUCCGAUUUUAAUUGAAAUUUGUGACUAAAUGGUAAUGUAGAGGCAAUCCAUAUAGUUUGUACAUUAACCAAAGACAGCGGUUAAUUACAACACGUAACAUCAACAACCGAACGACUCAAACACCUACAAAUCCGAUUUCAACAAAUGAAAAAUUUCCAUCGAGUAGUCUUAAAUAGGGAGUAUUUGAGUGAAUCAUUGUUUUCAUUCACAGUUAUAAAUCCAUAAUCACUAUAUUACAAUGGCCAAAAUAAAUUAUAUGUAUGAACUUUUAUAACUCCGUCCGUAGCUCUUCUAGAGUUACUGCCGGUCCCAAGCCCGGGUAAAGGAGGGGGGUUGGGCAUGGGGUUAGCGACCCCAUCUCAUAGAAAACUAACCCGCUAAAAAACGCUAACCAAAGAUAAUUCAAACCAUUUAAACUCUACCCUGGGAGUUAGGUCUUCAUUUAGAAGAAAUAUGACGCCUCAUAGUGAAAGCCGAGUUCCUUCAGAAGCCACGAGGCCGAUGCCCCUUCUAACAACCAGAGAAACAAUUUUUAUAGGUACAUGGAAUGUCCGGACAAUGUGGGAGGCCAGGAAGACCAGUCAAAUAACAAUGGAAAUGAGGAGAUACAACUUAGCAGUACUGGGAAUCAGCGAAACCCAUUGGACCCAAGCUGGACAACAAAGGCUAAAUACGGGAGAGAUGCUACUUUACUCCGGAAAAUGCUCCACACACUCAGAGAGUUGCUCUAAUGCUGUCCACAGUAGCACGAAAUGCACUUGUAGGAUGGGAACCUAACGGAUCAUCAAAGCAUCAUUCAAAACAAAGAAGGAGGGGAUCACAAUGAAUAUUAUCCAAUGUUAUGCACCCGCCAAUGAUAGUAACGACGACAUUAAAGAUCAAUUCUAUGAGAGGCUGCAAUCAAUCAUAGAGAAGUGCCCAAGAAAAGAACUCACCAUUCAUACGGGAGAUCUAAAUGCCAAAGUCGGGAUAGAAAACACCGGAUAUGAAGAUAUAAAAAGACGACAUGGACUGGGAGAGAGAAACGAAAAUGGGGAAAUAUUUGCAAAUCUAUGUUCAUUCAAUAAACUAGCCAUAGGCGGCACAAUAUUUCUACACAAACGCAUACACAAAGCUACAUGGAUCUCACCGGACCACACUACAGAGAACCAGAUAGAUCAUAUUUGCAUCAAUAAAAAAUUCCGAGGGACAAUGGAAAAUGUGAGAACUAGGAGGGGUGCUGACACAGCUUCAGAUCACCACCUAGUUGUGGCCAAUUUAAAACUGAAGCUAAAGAAAAACUGGACAACUGGACAAACAGCACUACAAAGGUUCAAUACAGCCUUCCUUCGAGAUACUGACAAACUCAAUGAAUUCAAGAUAGCUCUCAACAACAGAUUCCAAGCCUUUCAAGAUCUACUGAAGGAAGAAGAAACUACCAUGGAGGACAACUGGAAAGGCAUCAAAGAAACAUUGACUUCAACGUGUCAAGAGGUUCUGGGCCUAAAGAAACACCAGCAUAAGGAAUGGAUCUCUAUAGAAACACUGGACAAGAUCAAAGAAAGGAAGAACGAGAAGACAGCAAUUAACAACAGCCGAACACGGGCAGAGGAAGUCCAAGCACAAGCUGAAUACAUAGAAGCAAACAAGCAAGUGAAGAGGAGCAUUAGAGCCAACAGGAAGAAAUACGUGGAAGAAUUAGCAACGACGGCAGAAAAAGCU
Schistosoma haematobium is the source of this 2868-nucleotide messenger RNA. RefSeq names its product Craniofacial development protein 2. Gene Ontology annotation, biological process: chromatin remodeling. The annotation marks the transcript as partial. The transcript has a single exon. NCBI's taxonomy places the organism in Eukaryota, Metazoa, Platyhelminthes, Trematoda, Strigeidida, Schistosomatidae. The record is from RefSeq and is a predicted model, not a curated record. Gene Ontology annotation, cellular component: nucleus.